This is a messenger RNA of Encephalitozoon romaleae SJ-2008, 1437 nucleotides long. RefSeq names its product putative nucleoside transporter. The record is from RefSeq and is a predicted model, not a curated record. NCBI's taxonomy places the organism in Eukaryota, Fungi, Microsporidia, Unikaryonidae. Bases 1 to 1437 code for a protein of 478 amino acids. Gene Ontology annotation, cellular component: membrane. The transcript has a single exon.
AUGGAUUUACUUUCAAAAUUAAACAAGAAAUACCUGAUGGUGCCAAAAAUUUUGUACGUCGCCAUCAGCAUGCAAUAUUAUACGUUGCACAAAUUCAGAUCUCUGUUUGCUAAGGAAAUGUUCGGAAUAGGGGAAAAGGAGCUGAGUGGUGUAGGAGUUCUUCUAUUUAUAACCUUCUUUACCAACAUAUUUAUUGCAACACUGAACGACAGGCUCGGAAGGCCGAGGAUCCUCAUGGUGUACCUUCUGUCGCUAUCCUGUAUUUUCUUCCAAUUAUUUUAUGUAAAAAAAUACGUAAAGAGUAUUUAUCUUAUGUUCUGGAUAAAUUUGUUUGGAUACCUGGGAACAAAUACACCGAUCAUGGCCUUGCUGGAUAAGAUCAUCCUGGAUUAUCUAGCUGAGUCUCCAGACGUGGGUGUCAGGGCUUAUGGGAAGCAAAGAAUCUGGGGGACCAUAGGGUACUUGCUCAGUAUAUUUAUUAUUGAAAGAAUUAUAAGAGGAGGGAUGGGCACAAAUGCAAUAGAUUUUACAAAUCUUAAGUACUACUCUCUUGCCAUAACUAUCAUCUGUGUAUGCCUGGUAAUGGCUUUCUUGAAAGAUUCGGGUAGUGAAUGUAAAGAUCUUAGUCUUAAUACAGCGUCUGAAUGGAAAGAACUAAUGAGAAACAGAGAAUACCUCUUCUUCAUAUUUAUAAUUCUUCUAAAUGGAUUUACACGUUCUGCAAUGACCAUUUAUCUUCCGAUUUACACCAAUUAUGUACUUAAUGUGAAGCCAUAUGCAUUGCCUACAUCGUGGCCUACAUGGAUAAGAAAUGGACUACGCAUCCUCAAUGACUCCCCAUUUUCUACCAUCACUGUAUUCGAGAUUUCGUUAGAAAUGGGAAUACUGUUUUAUUUUGAUGCAAUUUCUAGGAAGAUAGGCCUGCUUUUGCCACUACUUCUGGCUCAGGUGUCGCAGGUAAUCAGGUUUUCAUUAUACCUUGUUCUUCCUCACACAAAUCCUCAUGUAUUUGCCUUUUGCUGUCUAUUUGAGGUUCUUAAAGGAAUAAACUUUGGACUCUCGCAUGGAUCAGGUGUGCAGCUGGCCGAGAAAAUGUGCCCUCCUCAUCUGAAAACGACAUCCCAAAUGAUAUAUAAUGGAACGUUCAUGGCCGUUGGCUCGGUAACAGCAAGCCUUUACUUCCGCUAUGUGUUCAGAAAUAAUGGGACUUCCAUUCCAGAAGAAGCCUUAGGGAGAAAGGUGGAAUCGUUCAAGAUGUUUUUUAUAUCCAACAUCCUUGUCUCCAGCAUUGCUAUCUUUCUAUUCCUCAUUAAGUAUGGAGUUGGGGAUGGAAAGCUAUUCAAUACCCUUUCUUCUCUCAAGAAAAUUAAUCAGAAAGAUGUAAAAAAGAGUAAGUUAUUCACUGAAAAUACCAAAGAACCUAUAAUCAAGGAUUAA